AUGUCUUCCUCAAAAGUUGCUGUGUUGAGUCAAAAUGCUCCGGCUCCUAGCCCUCUAAUGUCCCAAGGCAUCAUUUGCAAUGGGAUGAUUUACUGUUCUGGAAGUCUCGGUCUUGACCCGAAGACAGGAAAGUUUGUCAGUGGCGACGCCGCUGACCGAACAGUUCAAGCCCUUCAAAACCUCGAGCAGGUCCUUAUUGCUGGUGGCAGUGACCUGAGUAAGGUUGUCAAAGUUACCAUUUUCAUUUCCAGCAUGGAUCACUAUCCAAAGGUGAAUGAGGGAUAUGCGAAGGUGUUCACUCAUGACGUGAAGCCGUGUCGCACAUGUGUUGGAGUUGCUAGCCUUCCUUUGGAUGCUGAGGUCGAGAUUGAGGUCAUUGCGUCGCUCUAG
This is a messenger RNA of Penicillium crustosum, 390 nucleotides long. RefSeq lists its product as uncharacterized. NCBI's taxonomy places the organism in Eukaryota, Fungi, Ascomycota, Eurotiomycetes, Eurotiales, Aspergillaceae. The coding region runs from base 1 to 390 and encodes 129 amino acids. Gene Ontology annotation, molecular function: deaminase activity. Gene Ontology annotation, cellular component: cytosol; mitochondrion. The record is from RefSeq and is a predicted model, not a curated record. The transcript has 3 exons.